Molecule: messenger RNA, 1182 nt
Organism: Closterium sp. NIES-65
Lineage: Eukaryota; Viridiplantae; Streptophyta; Zygnematophyceae; Desmidiales; Closteriaceae
Source: the annotation of a GenBank genome assembly
AUGGCUACCCCCAGUGUCCUUACCUUUGAUGCUGAGGGUCGUGCUGUUGACUUUGAGGUCUGGGUCGAUGACCUCCAGCUGUUCCUACAGUGCGAUAGGGCAGACGGACUCUCUCUGUUCGUUCUCACCUCUGGUGCCUCUCCUGCCCCACCUGCUACUGCUGACAGCACUGUUUGCUCACAGUGGGCCACACGUGAUGCUGCUGCCCAUCUUGCUGUGCGUCGCCACUUACCGACAACUGAGCUCAGGGACCACUUCCUCUCAGUUUGCCCCACCACACUCACCGUUGACCUCCUCGAGGAGCGUCUCAUAGCAGCAGAGAAGAGCAUAGUCGCUGUAGGAGCCUCUCGUGGUGACCCUCGCACACCCGUCUUUGAGGGGUGUUCCCCCUCCCCCCUCUUUCCCUCUGAUGCUUAUGUUGCCGCGGCCGACCUCGUUGGUUUUGAGUCAGUCGGCGCUGCGUCUGCCCCAGGCGGGAGACGCCGCACCGGCAAGGGCAAGGGGGGCAAGGGCGUUGGAGGGGCUCGCGUGGGCGGUGGAGGUGGUGGUGGAGGCAGUGGAGGGGGUGGGGGUGGUGGUGGGAGUGGUGGCGUGGGUGGAGGUGUCGGUGGCAGCAGUAGGGGCGGAGGAGGCGGCGGCGGUGGCAGAGGGAGUGGAGGCGACGGAGGUGGUAAAGGCGGCGGAGGUGGCGGAGGCGGCGGAGGCAGCGGUGGAGCUGGUCGCAACUCUGCGCAGAGGAGUGGCUAUGGUGGUGGUCUGCGCCAGCAGCAGCGGCGCAGUCGUGAGACCCCGUCCCCCCAGCAGCUUCGUGAGUGGUAUGCUGGGCGUCAGCAAGCUCUAGGUGCUGGUGAGGCUGCUGCUCUAGGUACUAGUGCGUCUGCUGCCCCAGGUGCUGGUGAGUCUGCUCUCUCAGGUACCACGUCGGCUCAGGCCUUACAUACCUUCACCCUUGACUCAGGUGCUUCCCGCUCCUUCUUUCGAGACCGCACCACGCUUACGCCACUUAGUCGGCCGGUUGCGGUCUCCCUAGCGGACCCCUCUAGGGGUCCUCUCCUUGCUAGCUUCUCAACUGUCUUACCGUGCACGGCAGCCCCCUCUGGCACCAUGUCAGGUCUCUACCUCCCCUCGUUCUCUACGAACUUGGUGAGUGGAGCUGACCUACAGGAUAGUGAGGUUGACUAG